Messenger RNA from Lagopus muta (rock ptarmigan), 2520 nucleotides. It is a transcript of the gene MINDY2, whose product is annotated as MINDY lysine 48 deubiquitinase 2. Gene Ontology annotation, cellular component: cell periphery; cytosol. NCBI's taxonomy places the organism in Eukaryota, Metazoa, Chordata, Aves, Galliformes, Phasianidae. The record is from RefSeq and is a predicted model, not a curated record. Gene Ontology annotation, biological process: protein K48-linked deubiquitination. The transcript has 9 exons. Gene Ontology annotation, molecular function: cysteine-type carboxypeptidase activity; K48-linked deubiquitinase activity; cysteine-type deubiquitinase activity. The coding region runs from base 114 to 1718 and encodes 534 amino acids.
CCGGCGGGGCGGAGCCGCCGCCGCUGUCAUGGCGUCUCGGGAUCCGUCGGCGGAGAUUCGGCCGCCGCUGUGCCAAUAGAGCGCGGAGCAGCCGGGUGGCCGCCGGUCCGGGCAUGGAGAGCCCGGCGCAGCCCCCGCCGCCUCCGGGCCCGCUAAAGAGCGGCGGCGGGGGCGCCACCGAGCGGCUCCUCCCGGGAGAGGCGGCGGCCGGCGACGUCUGCCGGGACGGGCCCGGUGAGGAGGGCGGUGGGCGACGCAGCCCGUCCCCUCCGCCGGCCCCCGCAGGCCCUCGGGACGCGUCUCCCCUGCGGGGCGCCGAGAGCGCGGGGCCGACGCUCCCGGAGAGCCCUGGGGCGGCGGCGGGGGCCGGCUCCGGGAGCAGCGGGGCUGCCAGCCCCCCGGGGGAGGAGUCCCGCAGCCUGGACUCGCUGGAGUCGUUCUCCAACCUGCACUCCUGCUGCCCCAGCGGCUCCGAACUCAACAGCGACGCCGAGGAGGCGGUGGAGGCCGCCCCGGGGGGCCCGGCCCCGCGGCAUGAUGCGGAAAGGCCCGCCGCGGGCGCGCAGCUCCUCGCCGCUUCCAAGGAGCGCUUCCCGGGGCAGUCGGUGUACCACAUCAAGUGGGUGCGCUGGAAGGAGGAGAACACUCCCGUCAUCACCCAGAACGAGAACGGCCCUUGCCCCUUGCUAGCCAUCAUGAACGUGCUGCUGCUGGCCUGGAAGGUUAAACUGCCACCAAUGAUGGAAAUCAUAACGGCUGAACAGCUGAUGGAAUAUUUAGGAGAUUAUAUUCUUGAUGCAAAACCCAAAGAGAUAUCUGAAAUUCAGCGUCUAAAUUAUGAGCAGAAUAUGAGCGAUGCAAUGGCGAUUCUGCAUAAGUUACAGACAGGUCUGGAUGUCAAUGUGAAGUUUACAGGUGUACGAGUGUUUGAAUACACACCGGAAUGCAUAGUGUUUGACCUUCUUGACAUCCCUUUGUAUCACGGAUGGUUAGUGGAUCCCCAGGUUGCUGACAUAGUAAAAGCAGUUGGUAACUGCAGUUACAAUCAGCUCGUGGAGAAGAUAAUUUCUUGUAAGCAGUCUGACAACAGUGAACUGGUUAGUGAAGGAUUUGUAGCUGAGCAAUUCCUAAAUAAUACGGCUACGCAGCUGACGUACCAUGGGCUGUGCGAGUUGACUUCAGCUGUCCAGGAAGGAGAGCUCUGCGUGUUCUUCAGGAACAACCAUUUUAGCACCAUGACCAAAUAUAAGGGUCAACUUUACCUGCUGGUAACAGACCAAGGUUUUCUUACAGAAGAGAAAGUUGUCUGGGAGAGCUUGCACAAUGUGGAUGGUGAUGGAAAUUUCUGUGACUCCGAGUUCCACCUACGGCCUCCUUCAGACCCUGAAUCUGUCUACAGAGGGCAGCAGGAUCAAAUAGAUCAAGAUUAUCUGAUGGCUUUGUCUCUACAACAAGAGCAGCAAAAUCAAGAGAUUAACUGGGAACAGAUACCAGAAGGAAUCAGCGAUCUAGAGCUAGCAAAGAAGCUCCAAGAAGAGGAGGAUAGGCGAGCUUCUCAGUACUAUCAGGAACAAGAGCAAGCAGCUGCUCAGGUCCAGCAGGUGCAAGGUGCUCCUUCUCCAGCAAGUGGAAGACAAUCUGGGAGCAAUGAACGCAAACGUAAGGAGCCUCGAGAGAAAGAGAGAGAAAAAGAGAAGAAUAGCUGUGUUCUCUUGUAACAGUAAAUGGAUGACAGCAUGGAGCCAAGUGCAUGUCCUCAGAAGCAAAAACAAGGAGUACAAAGGAAGACAAACCCGUUACAUGCCGCCUGUGCCUGAUUACCCCACAGAUUUUGUUCACGUUUCAGGAGAAGAUGGGUGACUUUGUUACAAUCAUAUAGACUUUCUUCAAAGUCAUAGUGUAUGCUGCUUGAGAUGGAAUUCCAAAUCACAGUUGGAUGUGGCUGUGCUUUGAGUUAGUCAUAAGAAAUACUGCACCUUGUAGCUGAAAACACAAGUUAUGGCAAGUUUUGUGUCAUAGUGACAUCCAUUACAUAUUACAUCAGUAAGCUAUUUUAUCUUCCACUCUAAACAAAGAAGGUAACUGGUUUUGUUUAAGACUCUUUUCUUAAAGUAUGUACACUAGCACAACAGAAUCUUGUGUUACUUUCAUGGUAUGAAACUAUAUCUUAGGCUGGGUAUAGUCUUCACGACAUCAGCGCCCAAAUAACAGAUGGGUGUUGCCUCCUCAAUGUGUCCAGAUAUCUUUGCUUCUGGAUCUAGUACGUUUGGUUUUUUGAACCCAGAUUUAUACUGUGUUAGUGCUGUUGUUGCAUCUCUUUGCCAGCUUUCUUGCCCCAAGAAUACUUGACUUGAUCACAUACAAAAAUUGUUAUUAAAAAAUGGGGCAUUUAUUAAUGAGCAAGAUGAAUAUUGUUUGUUUUUCUUGCAAUUACAAACUGGGUUAUGACAACUCAGAUGUUAUCAGGGUUAAACAAGUAAUUUUAUAGGUCAUUUCUUUUCCUUUAAGUAUUUUUUUCCU